Molecule: messenger RNA, 3072 nt
Organism: Cygnus olor (mute swan)
Lineage: Eukaryota; Metazoa; Chordata; Aves; Anseriformes; Anatidae
Gene: IDUA
Product: alpha-L-iduronidase
Exons: 14
Coding region: 1165-2790 (541 amino acids)
Biological process (GO): carbohydrate metabolic process
Molecular function (GO): L-iduronidase activity
Source: RefSeq, a predicted model, not a curated record
CUGAAACAGUGCAUUGGUCCAAGUUUGAAUCUUAGCGGAGUCAUAAGGCACUGCUUCAAAAUCCAGUAGUUAACAUUGUCCUUAUCCACUGGAACAAUCAAAACCACCCAAAUGGCUGGUGCACUUUUAGUAAGAGUGAAAUCAGUAACUUCUCAGUCUUGUGUGACUUGCAGCAAUCCCAAGGAAAUAUUUUUAAGUGCCUUGUAUGCUAGGGAAGUUGCCCAGUGGGGCUCACACAUGCUGGCUGAUUUGUAUGAAGCACUACAAGGGUGCAGUGUAUGUCAAGACUUAUACUUUCAAAUGAGGAUGCAGGAAUGGGUUGAUUAGCAAUGUCUUAGCUAGGAGAAAAGAUGUGAGAAGUCCUUUUCCAGGUGGGGUCCAGCUUUUCUCCCUUUUGAGCACAGAUGGUUGUACAGUAGCAAACUCUUUCACUGGCGUCCUUGCUGGAGUUGGGAUGAACAUGUAGAGAGGGAUGGAGGAGGAGAUGGCAGUGUAACUUCCUAGCAUGGUUAAAGUCAUCAUAGAGCUCCAAAGAUCUACCAGUAUCUACUGCCGGUAACAGCAGCUGAGUGAUUACAUUUCAGAAUCCCUUGCAGACUAUAUGUUUUGUUCCAGCAGAAAAGAGUAAAGCUUAUUGCUGAAGAGCAGAAACUUGAACUUAGAAGACCUGUGUGUUAGCGUGGAAGCAGUAGUAAGUUUGGACCUCUUGUGUGACCCGCCCAUCAGAGGAGAUAUCACAGUAUGCAAAGCAUAAACUAUAUUAGUGCAUAACUGUAUAAGUGAGUAACUAUCUGUGAACAAUAUAUUAGAGCACAAGCCAUCUCUCCUUGCUAUGUGAAGAUGUAUACAAGUAUUUUACCAGACUUUGGGAACAAUUAUUUUUUUUAUCUGUCUUGUAAUACAAGCACUUUAACACUCAGAAUUUCCAUAUUCCCAGGAGACUUAACGAGAGUCUGAAAGGAUGCCCAAACCAAAUGACUUGGGCAGCGUUAUAAGUUUCUGAAUUGUGGAAGGUGGGGCCCUCCUUUACCUCACAGCCGUGCUGAUCUCUUUGACCUGAGCAAAGAUCAAGAGCUGAACCUUGCAUACAUUUCUUCUGUUCCUCAUGGCGGCAUUGAACAAGUUCGAAUUCACUGGUUACUGGAAUUGGUUGCUGUCAGAGUGAUGAAUGAGAAACUUCACUACAAUUUUACUGCCUUGGAUAACCUUAUGGAUCUCCUGUGGGAAAAUAAGUUAAUUCCAGGAUUUGAAUUGAUGGGAAAUCCAUCAGGAUACUUUUUAAAUUUUGAAGAUAAAGAGCAGGCAGUAAGAUGGAGAAAUUUAAUUACACUUCUGGCCAGGAGAUAUAUAGAUAGAUACGGAUUGGAGCAUGUUGCUAAAUGGAAUUUUGAAACUUGGAAUGAACCAGACCACCAUGACUUUGACAAUGUGUCUAUGACAGUGGAAGGGUUCCUCAACUAUUAUGAUGCCUGCUCAGAAGGAUUAAGAGCAGCCAGUCCUCUACUAAAAUUUGGAGGGCCUGGAGAUUCCUUCCACCCUUUUCCCAAGUCACCCAUAUGCUGGAGUCUUCUGCGUCAUUGCUACAAUGGAACCAACUUCUUCACAGGCGAGACUGGCGUAAGGCUGGACUACAUCUCUCUUCAUAAGAAGGGAGGUGGGUGUUCUCUCUACAUCUUGGAACAAGAAGUGGAAGCAGUUGAACAAAUUCAGAAGUUGUUUCCAAAUUUUGCUUCUGUUCCCAUAUACAAUGAUGAAGCAGAUCCUAUGGUUGGAUGGUCCAUCCCACAGCCGUGGCGAGCUGAUGUGACAUAUGCAGCUAUGGUUGUAAAGGUAAUCAUCCAGCAUCAAAACCUGCUUAUUGCCAAAGCCAACAACACCAUCAACUAUACACUACUGAGUAAUGACAAUGCCUUCUUGAGCUACUACCCCCAUUACUUCACACAGCGGACUCUGACAGCACGUUUCCAGAUGAACAAUACAAAGCCACCUCAUGUCCAGAUGGUGCGGAAACCAGUGCUGACUGUCAUGGGCUUGCUGGCACUGCUAGGAGAAAAACAGAUCUUCGCAGAAGUAAAGAGCAGUGAAGGCGAAAGCACUGAAAACGACACAGUUGGUGUCCUGGCAUCUGUGCACACCCCAAGUGAGCUGCAGCCCUCUGACAGUUGGCAAGCUACUCUACUGAUUUAUUCAAGUGAAGAUAACAAGACUUCAUCCAAUAUCAGCACUGUCACAGUGAAUGCCACCCACUUCCCCAAACUUAGAGAGCCAGUGUAUAUGACGUAUUACCUGGAUAACAACCAAACCAAUCCCUACCUGAAGUGGAAGGAGGUAGGAAGCCCUGACUUUCCAUCCCCAGAGCAGUUCCAGCAAAUCAGGGAUGCUGAGGACCCAGUGGCAACAGGCCCCUUCACUUUUCCUGAAGGAGGCAUCCUGACACUGAAGCAAGACUUCCCCGUUCCCUCAGUCUUUCUCAUCCACAUCUGUGCAAGACCCAGUUCUGUUCCUGAUCAAGUGACUGGUGUUCGUUUCAUCCCUCUCACAAAAGGACAGGUUGUUGUGUUGUGGGACGAUGGUUGUGUAAAUUCAAAAUGUAUAAAGACAUUUGAAGUGCAGUUCUCACCAGAUGGAAAAGCCUACCAGCGGAUUAAUGCCAAAGACACAAUAUUCACUCUCUGGGUCUACAGUCCAGGAAGCUCAGUCUCCGGCUUUUACAAAGUGCGUGCCAUUGACUACUGGGGGAAGGCAGGCCUGUCCUCCGUUCCUGUGGAGUAUGUUGAAGCUUUCAAGUGACUCUGAAGAGUGGUGCCUGGUUUGUUGACUGAGUGGUGUAUGCUCCCUGCAGAUGACAACUCCCCAGAAAAGUAAACUCCUCCCAAGCUUAGGAGGGAGUAUUGAAAGGACCUGAUGAAGCAAGUUGGGAAUGCAAGUUGGAAGCAACUGCCCCCGUUAACUCUUCAGAGCUCAAAGUCAGCAUUAUCAAACAGCCACAACUGACAACCCAGCUUGUACAAUUAUAGGACUGGGAUUUGUUUUUCUAACUAGGAAUUAUGGAAAUAAAUUUUUGUUAUUCUC